Messenger RNA from Arthroderma uncinatum, 693 nucleotides. RefSeq names its product imidazoleglycerol phosphate dehydratase. The record is from RefSeq and is a predicted model, not a curated record. Gene Ontology annotation, biological process: L-histidine biosynthetic process. Bases 1 to 693 code for a protein of 230 amino acids. The transcript is spliced from 2 exons. Gene Ontology annotation, molecular function: imidazoleglycerol-phosphate dehydratase activity. NCBI's taxonomy places the organism in Eukaryota, Fungi, Ascomycota, Eurotiomycetes, Onygenales, Arthrodermataceae.
AUGGCGGACCUACGCAGCUCGUACGUGGAGAGGUUCACGAAGGAAACCAAAACCCAGAUAUCACUCUGUAUAGAUGGCGGGCCGCUCGAUGUCUUACCCGAUAGCCACAAGGUCUUCGACUCGUCGAGCAUCCCUGGUCAAAAAGACGAACACCAUGCAUGCCAAUUUUCCCCCUCACAGCAUAUCUGGGUAUGGACCGGUGUUGGGUUCCUAGACCAUAUGCUACAUGCGUUGGCCAAACAUGGGGGCUGGAGUCUACGGGUUCGAACUGUUGGUGACCUGGCCAUUGACGACCAUCACACCACCGAGGAUACAUUCCUUGCGCUCGGAGAAGCUCUGUCAAAGGCUUUGGGAGACCGAAAGGGAAUCAAACGAUUCGGCAGUGCCUAUGCCCCAUUGGACGAAGCACUCGCGCGUGCAGUCAUAGACAUCUCAUCACGCCCUUUCUUUGCUGGUGUAUUCGACUUCAAGGAUGCAAAGAUUGGCAACCUUACCACUCAGAUGAUCCCCCAUGGGCUCCAGAGCUUUGCCCAUACGGCUGGUGUCACUUUACAUGUCGAUGUGCUGAAGGGUGAGAACGACCAUCACCGUGCUGAGGCUGCCUUUAAGGCACUGGCGGUUGCUAUCAAAGAUGCCACAGCAAGAGUUGCUGGGAAGGAAGGCGAGGUGAUCAGUACAAAGGGAGUUUUAUAG